Glossina fuscipes is the source of this 1032-nucleotide messenger RNA. It is a transcript of the gene ND-24, whose product is annotated as NADH dehydrogenase [ubiquinone] flavoprotein 2, mitochondrial. Lineage: Eukaryota; Metazoa; Arthropoda; Insecta; Diptera; Glossinidae. Bases 143 to 871 code for a protein of 242 amino acids. Gene Ontology annotation, molecular function: NADH dehydrogenase activity. Gene Ontology annotation, biological process: mitochondrial electron transport, NADH to ubiquinone. The transcript has 5 exons. The record is from RefSeq and is a predicted model, not a curated record.
UUGACAUUUCAAGAAAUGAUGACAUUUGAUGUUUUUAUCAGGUUUUGUUGGUGCGAACGCAGAAUUUGUUAAAAAAAAUACUUUAAAUUCAUCUGCAAAAUAAACAAAGUCUCACGAAUCACUUAACUCACCAUUAAGUAAAAUGCUUGCAAAUUACAUUACCAGAUCUUUACAGAGCGUGCGAGGUGGUUUACGUGCAAUUGCAACUUCUACCGUGCAGAAUAGCGACAAUUUAUUUGUGCAUCGCGAUACACCUGAAGAUAACCCAGAUGUACCUUUCGAGUUUACACCAGAAAAUCAAAAACGGGUAGAGGCCAUCUUGAGUAUCUAUCCAGAAGGUCAUAAACGCGGUGCUUUAAUACCAUUAUUGGAUUUGGCACAACGCCAAUACGGAUGGCUACCCAUUUCGGCCAUGCAUAAAGUAGCGGAGAUUUUAGGUUUACCUAAUAUGCGUGUCUAUGAAGUGGCCACGUUCUAUACGAUGUUUAUGCGUAAGCCAACUGGUAAAUAUCAUAUACAAGUCUGCACUACCACACCUUGUUGGCUAAGAGGAUCCGAUGAUAUUUUAGCCACUUGCAAGAAAUCAUUGGGUAUUGGUGUCGGCGAAACUACAAAGGAUAUGAAAUUUACUAUUAGUGAAGUUGAAUGUUUGGGAGCUUGCGUCAAUGCACCUAUGAUCGCCAUUAAUGAUGAUUAUUAUGAGGAUUUAACUAACAAAGACAUGGAUGAAAUUUUAGCGGACUGUAAAGCAGACCGGGUUCCACGUGCUGGUCCCCGUAACGGUCGCUUUGCAAGUGAACCGAAAGGAAAUCCGACUUCAUUGACUGAGGAACCCAAAGGGCCCGGUUUCGGUCUUCAGGCGGGCCUUUAAAUUUAUAAAUUAUAAUUAAUCCAUAAUUAAACACAUUAAAUAGUUUUUUGUUUUUAUUGCUAAUGGAACUAAUGUUUGAAUCGGUUAUUCGAUCGACAGUUUGCUUGUUCCUAAAUUUUUCAAAAAUAAAUUAUUGAAAAUUUAUUAAGAGAGAUCGAGAA